Messenger RNA from Brettanomyces bruxellensis, 2256 nucleotides. RefSeq lists its product as uncharacterized. The transcript has a single exon. The record is from RefSeq and is a predicted model, not a curated record. NCBI's taxonomy places the organism in Eukaryota, Fungi, Ascomycota, Pichiomycetes, Pichiales, Pichiaceae. The coding region runs from base 1 to 2256 and encodes 751 amino acids.
AUGUCCCAAAGACCUCAUAGAAUACAGUCCUUGGAGAGUAAUGGUUCCUCAUCUGUUCCUUCUCAUAACCACCGUAUCACCAAUGGCAGAAACCAGCAACGACCAAUAUUAACAUCUGCUUUGAGAAACGGUGACAGUACACACAACAGACAAGAGCAUGACUAUAAUUCUGAUUCCGAUUGCAGUGCAUCAUAUGACUGUCCAGAUAACAUCGAGGAGCACAUUAAAUGGUCUACCGCUAACAAUACCAACAUCAUUCCUAGGGUGCUUCUUCCAAAGCGAACACCAAUCUCACAACUUUCUACGACAUUUUUUGGUGAGCAUCCAAAUCACGAUACCGAGGAUCACAUUUAUGAAAAAAUGCAGAAGUAUGGACUUUUGAAUUGUAUGAAUCGGAUUCUUGUUGAUCGGAGGGACUUACAUGAAAGUCGUGGCAAUAAUAAUAAGACAAGCAAUGCAAAAUCCAAUAAGAAAAGAAAGUACUCAGAAAUAGCACAUACAGAAUUUAAUGCGGCCGAUGGAGAUACGUCUCCAGAAAUUGAUACUGAACUUGCAUCAGUAAGUUCCUGCUUUUUGAAAUCAGGGUCUACAUUUUAUCUAUCGUCCGACCCAGAGGUUGAUCUAAAGUUGAAAUUCGCAAAUGUCUCCAGCGGCAAUCAAAAUAUAAGUGGCUUUUUUCAGAGUAGUUCUGUGAGCAUUCCGUUUACGGCAAAGAACAUUGAUUUUGUACAGUACGAUCUCAGGUGUCAGGAAAGUGGUAAGUUCGGCAUUGAACUUUCGAUCUUUGACAAUAUGCUUAGAAAAUUUUUCUUUCCCAGCUGGCCCACCUUUUUGGUUAAUGCUGAUAGGGAUCGGAAAAUCAUGUAUACAAUGGACAAAUAUGGAUAUUUGGGUUAUGAAAGCCUUGAUAAGAAGAAAAAAUUGAGUCCCAUAAGACACAAAAUAAAAUAUCCCCGGAAGACGAAGUUUCCAAACACCUCCGUAUUUCAUAAAAUUGAAGAUACCUGUGGUAACACUUCAACGACUUUCAAAUUUCUUUCAAAAUGGUUCGAUCUUCCUCCUUUCAAUGAAUUUUUAAAGACCCCUUCGCCACCAACGCCUCCGUACGGGAAACGGAAAUGCAUAAACAACCCAGAGAAUAUGCUUGGAUGCAACCACUGCAUCAACUCCGUACUUAAAAAUUAUAUUCUUUUAGAACUUAAUAUCAAUAUUGAGGAUCUUCUUUAUUUUUCAGGAACCGGUGUUAAAGAGGAACUACCAAUUAUUCCAGAUUUAUUGUAUAAGAAGAAAAGAUGCCUAAAAGAGACAUUGCUAAGGCAAGAACCAAAGGAACUAUUAAGAAGCGUCGUAAGAUAUUGGGAUAGCAGGGGGAUGUCAUAUCCAUUUCGCAAAAACUUUAGUCCUGCACAGCAAAUUGAAACGAUCAUUCAUAAUCAAAUCAGGGAAAGUGAGGAUGAAGAUAUGAUGGAGUUUGAACUGGAAGGUUUGCCAUCAAGUGAUGAAUUCGAAACGGAAAGUUUUGAACCGCAGCGCUCGAGUGGAAGAUCUCGAAGGUUGGAAAAUAUGUUGUUCCAGAGAGAUGACAGAGAGGGUCGCAUUUUUUGUCGCGUGUUUCCAAUUUCGGCCGUGAAACUCUACAAGAAUUGCAAAGAUCAGCCCCUUACUUUGAAGCUAUUAGUUUCGAUUAGUCGAAUAACAGGUGAGGUGUACAUAGUUCCGGGAAAUUUGGAUCGUAACAAUUGGAGUGCCGAGGAAAAUUGUGGCGAAUUAAUUCCUGACUACGAAUCAUUCAGACAGUUGUAUUUAACGGUUUUUAAAUAUAUUUCGUCUAAAGAAGUGAGAUUGUCAGGGGAUCCAAUCAAGAAAUACUUUAUGUCAUUAAGACAGCAGUCGCAGAAGGUUAUGCUUCUAUUAAUGCUAUGUCGCCCAGCUCUUCUUGAUUCAUCAUGGAAGGACAAGCCAGAUGAAGUUAGCCGAACAUUGAAAAAUGAUGGAGAUAAAAAGAACAACUUCUCCAAAGUCGCGCGUAAGAACAAUGGUGAUUUCAAUAAACGGCAUAAAAGAGCAUUAUCUCACGAACAUGAUGAAAUAAAAGAAUCGUACAUGGCCUAUUACAAUGAUAAAGUCAAGCUCGGAUUUGAUCCACACAAGGUACUACGUUUGAAGCCACAUAAUGGCAAGCAUAAAAAAUCGGAAGGAUCACUAAAAGGAGAAUUGAAUCCCAUUGGGUCUACAUAUUCAUUUGAAUUAGCUUGA